Sarcophilus harrisii (Tasmanian devil) is the source of this 8294-nucleotide messenger RNA. It is a transcript of the gene SLC16A7, whose product is annotated as solute carrier family 16 member 7. NCBI's taxonomy places the organism in Eukaryota, Metazoa, Chordata, Mammalia, Dasyuromorphia, Dasyuridae. Gene Ontology annotation, biological process: transmembrane transport; monocarboxylic acid transport. The transcript has 10 exons. Gene Ontology annotation, molecular function: monocarboxylic acid transmembrane transporter activity. The record is from RefSeq and is a predicted model, not a curated record. Gene Ontology annotation, cellular component: membrane. The coding region runs from base 791 to 2233 and encodes 480 amino acids.
CAUUCACCAGUCCUCCACCUCCCCUCCCAGUCUUUGCCUCCUCCUCCUCCUACUUUGGCUGCGGCUGGCGAGGACACGUCAAGGGAAAUAAAUAAAUAAAUAAAUCCAUUCACCCUGUGACAGCGAAAAGAACCGGCUGCGGCGGGGGGGGGGGGCACGCAAAGAGCCGAGCGCCCACUCACUCACCCCGAGCUAGACACCAGGUAAAGCCAUUCUGAUGAUCACAGAUUUUCCUUCUCUUAUACUUUGGCCUUUAUCCUAGUGCAAUGCUUUCCUAUGAAGUACAUUCAAGCUGAAUUGUGGAACAGAUUAGACUGCUUGUGCCUAGAGAGCUAAUCUCUCUAACAACAGAAAGGAAUCAGUCUCCUUUUCUGGCUUAGAGUUGAGGAAGUAUUAGUUCAGGACAUCAGGGGAAAAUAAAUCAGAAGUUCUUUCUUCAAGUAGGCUAAGAGUCCUAAACUCCACCCUCUACCUCAAAGGCUAUGUUUUAAAAAAGAAGAUGGAUUCUGGGCUCAUAUCACUUUAUGGAUGUUGAGAUGACUGUAGUCUUCAUAGGAAAAUCAAAGCUUUGAGCAGCUGAGAAAAGUGGCAGUCUCUGGAGAACUCUCUUUGUUCAGCUGCAGAAGAGGAAUGAGGAAAGGAGAUAGAGAGUAGGUGGAGUUGCAUUUGUGCAUAGAACAUCAUGGAAGUCAAAGAACCAGAGGAUUCCAGAAGCAGAAGGAAGAUAACAACUUGUGAUUCUUUAGAGAUACUAAGGAAAAGUAUCUGAAUCAUAGCAAAGGACACCAAAAUGCCACCAGCAGCAAGUGGUCCCCCUCAGUAUCCACCCCCAGACGGAGGAUGGGGCUGGGUUGUGGUGCUUGGAGCUUUCAUUUCCCUUGGAUUUUCCUAUGCAUUUCCUAAAGCCAUAACAGUAUUCUUCAAGGAAAUUCAAGAGAUAUUCCACGCUUCCUACAGUGAAAUAGCAUGGAUAUCAUCCAUUAUGCUUGCUGUUAUGUAUGGAGGAGGUCCAAUAAGCAGCAUUUUGGUGAAUAAAUAUGGCAGUCGGCCAGUAGUGAUAGCAGGAGGUAUAUUAUGUUCUUUGGGAAUGAUUUCUGCUUCUUUUUGUAAUAGUGUAAUACAACUUUACCUCUGUGUGGGACUUGUUGGAGGUCUGGGUUUAGCUUUCAACCUACAACCUGCCUUAACCAUGAUUGGCAAGUACUUUUACAAGAAAAGACCCGUUGCUAAUGGAUUGGCUAUGGCUGGAAGCCCUGUAUUCUUAAGUACACUGGCACCUUUCAAUCAGUUUCUUUUCAAUCGUUUUGGUUGGAAAGGGAGCUUCUUGAUACUGGGGGGCCUUCUUUUGAACUGUUGUGUGGCUGGGUCACUCAUGAGACCUGUUGGACCCAAACAAACUCCCCCUAAAAAAGAUGUCGAGAAAGCAGCAGGAGAUGCAAGUUUACAGAAAAAAAAGAAGAAAUCAGCAUGUGGAACUAUCAAUAAAUAUUUAGACCUGUCCCUUUUCAAACACAGAGGAUUUUUGAUUUACUUAACAGGAAAUGUUAUUAUGUUUGUUGGUUUUUUUGCACCAAUUGUAUUUCUGGCACCAUAUGCAAAACACAAGGGAAUUGAUGAAUAUUCUGCAGCCUUCUUGUUGUCCAUCCUGGCUUUUGUAGACAUGUUUGCUCGGCCUUCCAUGGGUCUAUUGGCAAACACCAAGCUGAUCCGGCCUCGUAUCCAAUAUUUCUUUAGUUUUGCAGUCUUAUAUAACGGCAUUUGUCAUCUCUUGUGCCCUCUGGCAGAAAGCUAUACAGGCCUGGUGGUCUAUGCUGUAUUUUUUGGCUUUUCCUUUGGUAUGGUCAGUAGUGUACUCUUUGAAACCCUCAUGGAUCUUGUCGGUCCCGCGAGGUUUUCCAGUGCAGUGGGACUUGUGACUAUCGUGGAAUGCUGUCCUGUUCUGAUUGGGCCUCCAUUAGCAGGUAAACUGGUGGAUGAUACUGGAGAAUAUAAGUACUUGUAUUUUUGCUGCGGAGUGAUUGUGACUAUAGCUAGCAUAUGGCUGUUUGUUGGCAAUGCAAUCAACUAUAAGAUGUUGGCAAAAGAAAAAAUGUUAGAAGAGGAAAAGCAGAAAAAGCUAAACUAUGCUGAUGCCAAGGAAGUGGAGCCUUUGACCAAUCAUGAAAAUGAUGAAAUUUCUGUCAGAGCUACCAAAGCACUUGAUGAUCCUUCAGAAAGAGAAACGAAUAUUUAAUGAGAAUUAUCACUCAGAUAUCAGUGUUUCCAACUUCCUUUAAAAUACAGGGCAGAUAUUUUUGUUGUAAUACUCAGCCAUACUUGUUGAUAGAGAUAGAAUUUUGUCCAGUGACAAGAUUCUAAUUGGUUUGUUAUCAAAGACUAUUUUUUUCUUUUUGUGAUUUUGGUGGUGGUGAGAUUUUUUUUUGUUGUUGUUGUUAUUGAGUUACAAAUAUACGAAGGAGUCCAGCCUUAUCUAUGACUCUGAACUCUGUGGGUAGGAUAUUAAUUUAAAGUCUUCCAAUGACAAGUGAACUUGGUCACAAAUAUAGAAAUAAAUUCUCAUUACUACAUCAUCUGCUUCAUGUGCUACAUGAAAAUAUGUCUGAACCCUCAGGAUGAUACUUAUUCCUAUGGAUCUCUCUCCUCCACAGUUUUUUUUUUUUUUUUUUUUUUAAGUGCAUAACAUAAAAGAAUAGGAAUGACUAAGGGAUGGGGGAGACUGCUACAAAGAGUACUGAGGAUAAAGCCAACCACAGAUCUAUGUACAACGCAACCAAUAACAUAAUAUUUGUAGGAUUUUUGUUUGUUUUUAAAAGUAUAAUAUGCCCAGGGGGACAAAAUGGAUGUAUUAUUUUUGCUUUAUUCUUUACAGUAUAAAUGUUAAAAUCAGGAGAUGAAAUCAAUAAUUCUUUAUUCUAAAUACAAUUAAUAAUUAACUAAAUAAUAGUGUGUGUCUAUGUGUAUGGGUGUGUGUAUACACACACAUAUAUCACAUAUAUGUGUAUAGUAGUCUUUGUGAAAAAUAAUGAAAUUAACAUGCUAAAACAAUUACUUUUGGGCCCAUAUGAUUAAUCCAAAUGUUUUUAAUGCCAGUUGAUUAUGACAUAAAAAAACAUAUCUUUUCAUUUUUAAUCAUUAAAAUGACCCAAAUAAAGUAAUCAAAAAAGAUAGGUAGGGUAGGAAUGAGCUAAAGAAAUAUAUUUAAAAUAGAUUUAGGUCUAUAAUGGCAAGAAAUAAGAAGAAUUUCUGUUGAAUAUAUUAAUAACCUCAGGUUAAAAUUUAAUUUUUAUUUUCUGAUGAGUCUAUUGAUAUCAUAUAGUAUAAUCACCUGGCACUCUUGUUGACAGAACUUCCUUAAGGCCAAAUUCUGACUUUCCCCACAGCUCAAGGAAUUUCCCCAUAGCCAUCAGACUUAGAUAGCUUAUGCAGGCAAUUGAGUAAUAUAGUGUCAGGUUGGGUUCUGACCAUUUCAGUUGUCACAUUUUGAUUUUAUAGUCCCCGCAUGGAAUAUAAAGAUGAGAACCUUGUGUUGUUGUUAUUCACAUUUAGGGAUUGGUUUCUCAUCUUUGAAUCCUUGUAAGAUUUCUGAAAAUCUAUAACACUAUUUUAAAGAAAAUUAGAUAUUAAGCUUGUUGUUUAAAAGUCUCUAAAAUUAAAAAAAAUAAAUCAGGAAAACUAUUAAUAAUCUGUCCAUUUCGGUUAUAAAUAUUAACUUCUGUAGAUCUGAAAUUUAGUUUAAUAUUAUAGUUAAUAAAAUAUUUUAUGCUUUCUUAUUGGGAUAAAAUCACCUUACUGAUGUCAAAUAGUUUCCUCCCCUUUCUUUCUUGCACUUAGGGAAUGUGGUUAUUCUGAUAGACAAUAGGAAAACACCUACAUAUAAAUCCUUUUGAAAUAGUGAACAGGGAGGAUGUGAUUCAUAAAAUAUUUAUGUACUGUUUAUGCAAGAUACUUUUACAUCUUCUUUAUGAAGAUAUGUGAAAUUUCACAUUUAGUUUAACUUUCACUUUAAAAAAUAACAUGUAAGAAGUGUUAGCAUACAAAAGAAUAUUUAAGUUAAGUAAAGCAAGAUGUGCCAAUAUCACAACUAAACAAAUCAGGGAAAAUUCGGCAAGUAUGAAAGCGUAUUUAAGUGAGUUGUGUCUGAUCCUGAUAUUCAAUUUAGCUAUUUUCAUAUAUUUAUAUUUUUAUAUUCUACUCUGGUUUGUCAUAACAGGUACAGAAUCACAAAUUAUCUUUCCCCUUUCUAGACUUAAACAUCUAUGCUGUAAACAAAAACCUCAUUUGUUCUUAAUCUCUGAAGACAUAUGAUUAAAAUAAUAUGGAUCUCAAGCCCCAUAUAUAGGAGCUAAAAACCCCAAGAUAGGCUAUUCUUGUCUUUUUCCAUCAUCUGGAAGUGGCCUCUGUUGCAAUGACCUGAAUUUUCAUUGUUCCCUUUUUCUCUCACCCAUGAGAGGGGAAACUUUUUAUAAUUUGCUCCUACUGAUCAGUUUCUACUUAAACCCACACACUGUCUUAAGUCAUUAGUUUCUGGUUCCUACCACUAUUUUUAUUUUUAAAUGUUUUCAAAAAAUUAGAAAUGGAAUAGAACUAUUGUCCAUCUGAUGGGCUUGCAAAAACACACUUGCACUGCCCAACCGUACAAAUAUGCACAUAUAAUCCCCAUUCACAAUUGUAAUGAGGAUUAAAACUGAACACACUUGAAAUGGUGGUUUAGACAUACCCACUGGGGCCAGACCUGUAUUAGGACAGCCCAAUAAGGAUAGCCUUAUUCCAUAAGGAUUUGAUUAAUUUUAUUUGAUUUAUAGUCUAGUUAUUCUAUUAGAAUCUGAGCAAGGUGAAAGAAGAAUGUAAGCCAAGGGUAUUCAUCACAAUAUGUCUCAUGAGGGGGCAUAUGGAAGAGUUUUUGUGACUGAACCAAUAUAUUGGCCAUAUUUUUCCCCUAUUUUGAAAUUGUCAAUUUUUAACUCUGCAGAAUAGUAUGUGAAAUGAAUCUACUUUGAGUCCUAUUUUAACAUUUAUUCUGUCAGUUUCUGAUGCUAAGAACAAAAGGUCAUAAACCAGAAAAAUUAAUGGUUUCUGUUUAUGCCAUACCUCUUUGCAUCACAUAGGAGAAUUAUUUGAUCUGGAAUUUCCAGAGUUGCUAUGGAAAAGUUUCUUUUUUUUUCUUUUCUUUUUUUUUUAGAAGUCUGGGAAAACUGAGAGAAUUGAGUUCCUUAUUUAUAUUUUUAGAAACAACACAUUUACCACACACAAACCUUCCCUUAAAGAUAAGUUGUCUUUUUAUUGCACAAAAAUGGCACAAAUGAACUACUGUCAACUGAAUAACAGUACAAGAAAUUUGUGUCUUUUUAUAAGGUUGCACUGAUCAAUUCAUUGGGCAUACUGCUGCCCAAUCCUUUUUGUGACCCACAGCACAAAUUUGAGACAGAUAUUCAAAAUUGUAGUUUGGAAAGAAAUGUCUUUUCCCUCUGUCUGCUUAAAGCUACUUGGUUCACAGAUUUUACCUCAGUAUCAUGUUCUUUCUGAGCCUAGGUACCCAUAUACCUGACUUUAAAUUUCUUCAAAAUAGUGAUCUAUUUAAGUUUGUAAUGUUAGAAGAAUCACAGUUUCAACCCCUUUUACCUAUGUAUAUCUGAAUAAGCAACAUUGCUUUAAUGAAACUAUGUAAAAUAUCAUGAGAAUUUAAGUAUAGAAAAAAUUUAAGGCAAUUUCCCUUUUUAAAAAAAUAUAAUUUCUUUAGGAAAGUCAAGAACAAAAUCUCAGAACAGUUAUAAGAAAAAUAAUAUAAAAAUUGAUCAUAGCAUUGGGCUCACUGCAUUAGACAUUAUAGCUGAGUACGAAGAGAAUUUCGGCCUUAUGUGGACCAAACCACAGGGCAUCUAAACCUAGUGUUAAAAUUGAAUGAAAGCUAUUUAAUUACACAACAAGAGUGAUUAGCAAAUAUGUGCCCCAAAUGCUCCACUAUUCUGCUAUAAUUUAUAGUAUGAUUUUUACUUAGAAGUUUGCUGUAAAUUAGAUUUGCUGCAGCCCAAAUACAUCAUUUCUAAUUGUGAGCGUUUCUAGGAAAUGCAAAUGUUCCUGCCCUAAUCUCCAAAUAAUGCUAACGAUGGAAAAAUUGUCAUGUCAUUUUUUAUGUAACUCCUUUUUCCUCUUUAAUAACAAUGACUUGUAUUUAUAUAACCCAAACAUCAUAUAUAUUUCCCUGGGGCUGGAUUUAGAAGAAAAUGUUAUUUUUAUGAUUAUCUAAUUUUCCAUAUUAAUGGCAAAUAGCUUAUUAGCUGUUUGUUGUGAUGCAAAAAAAAAAAAAAAAAAAAAACUACUCAUUAAAAAAUGUUAUCUUCUAUGCCAAGUUGUACUCUUAAGCUCUAUGUUUGAUACUCUUUCCAGCAACAAUCACAAUAGAAAAAGAAUAUAUUAUCUAGGCAAUUUAAUUAAUUUCUCUGGUAUACAUGAGUUUUCAAUAGUUGUGCAUAAUUUAUCCCUUAUACUACAGCUCAGUUUUCAUGUUCUUUGGACUGUAUAUGUGUUUUGUUUUGUUUUAAUUUGCUUCACUGAAAUUGAAAUUUUCAUUUACUUUUAUCUUGUUAACUUUAUGUAAAUGUUGGAGUUUAAACGAUACCUUAGAAACGAUUCAGUCCUGCAUCCCCCCUAUAAUUUUCACAUGAGAAAGACUCAAGCUUAGAUUUAUGAUGUGAUCUGCCUAAAUGUAAUAUAGCUAACUUAAUGAAAGACUCAGGACUAGAACUCCCAAUGUCUGAGUCUGUUUUCCUAAUACUCCAUCUUAUCUAUUAAAAAAGUGGCUUUGUCCCUCUUCAUGCUUUAAACUACUACUAAAGUGUUUAAAAUAAUGUUCUACUGCUUGUCUAUUCAUAGGAUUUAUUGUUGUUUCUAUUACUGUAUUCUCUUCAAACUAAUAGAGAGUUUUAAUACUUAGGGUCAGAAAAUCACCUAGAAAAGUAAAUAAUGCAGUGAAUAUUUAUUAAGCACAUGCUAUAUGCAGAAUAAUAUAUUAAGGAAUGAUUACAUGUAGUAAUUUCUCUGAGACAUGGGGUAGUUCAAUUUCAAUUCUAUUUCAUUCAGCAAAUUUUUAUUAAAUUCUCAGUAUAUGUCAGCUGCUGCGUUAAACUCUGGGGCUGCCAAGACAAAAAUGAACGCAGGAUUUGUUAAGAAAGUUGUUUUCUAUUUGGUGAUAACCAUAAAAUUGUGUGCUGAAGUAAUAUUUGUGCAUUACGUACAAAAUUUCAAGUACCAAAGAGACAGUGGUAUAUCCACACAGUAACCUCUUCCCUCCCUUCUAAUUUUCUUUCAUCUUUCAGUUUUUUUUUUGUUUUGUUCUGUUUUGAUUUUAACAUUCAGAUCGAAAUGGUCUCCUUCUUUGACAGUUCUUUGGACUUUGAGUUAGCUCUAAUUGUUAGGAAAUAAUUCCUUACACUGAAUCUAAGUCAGUCUUAUUACUACUUCCACUCAUUGUCUCCAGUUCUGUCUUCUACAGUUAAACAGAACAAGUCUUAAUCACUUGUCCCCAGGAUAACCCUUCAAAUCUUUGAAAACAGUUAUCAUUAUCUUUAAAGUAUUUCCAGAGGAAGAAAAUAUUUUCUAGGACCCACAAUUUUUCUAUUCAUAUGUACUAUAGAAUUCUUAAAAAUUCAUAUAAAGAGAUUACCUCUAGUUAAAUCACCUGGGGGGUGGGGGGUAGAGAGAAGGAACUCUCACAUGUGAUAAAAACUCAGCUAAUAAUUAACAAGCUUUUGCAUGAAUAUGCUUUUCUCUAAAGAUAUGUUGUAACAAUUCACUAUUUUUUAUAUAGCUAAAAUAAGUUUACCUCAAUGAACACAUUCUCUCUCUGUAUACAUACAUAUUUUUUCUUUACUAUUAAAGUUGGGAAGCCACAAUUUUCAAAAAAGGGAUUUACAUUUGUGAUAGUAGCUUUUUUUUUUUUUUUGUUUUUCCAUGACCAACAUUCUCUUUCUACUUAAAAAUCAUAAAUGUUAGCAUUUAAUGAUAAAUGUUAUUUUCAUCAUCUGGAGCUUCUUUAGAAGCAGUAAAACAUUCUUAACAUGCAUAAUAUUUCAUGCUGUUUGAGAUGAACAAAACACAAUUCUGGAAAGAAACUCUAUUUGGUAAACUGAUGACUUCCUUAGAAGAGGGCAUUUAUUUUAUUAAUUCAUAUAUAGGUUGUCACUAAAUAAAGAUUACACUCUUAGCAUGAGUUCUUUAGAAGGGAAAAAAUAUUUAAACCUACUCUAAACAAAAUAUUGGUUCAAAGUCUCAUUCAUAUUUUUAUAAAAAAAAAAAAA